ACCUGUCACUUUUCCAAUCGUGUCGUCGUCAGUUUGUUCGAGUUGUGGAAUUUCGUCGUUUCGUCGCGCUGCUACUGGAGGAGGAAGAAUAAUCAUCGCUACGCGGAAGCCACCCCCGAAAAAGGGAAUCUGUGCCAGUAAUUAGCGCGGUGGUCCGAAGAUUUUGCGCGAUUCGAUUCGAGCUUCGCGGUCCGGAAUGAAGUGCCACUGCAGCUAGUACGUUUCCCCCUUCCCGAAAGAAUUCGCUUUUUGCAAGUGUGGCCGACGAAAAACAAUGACUGGCUGGAACCUGCUGCUUGCCGUCGAAGUAGAAUGGUUCCACCACAACCAGAAACAACAACAAGAAAUCAGCCAUCAGCAGCAACGAAGUAGUGAAGAAGCAUCGACCACCCAAAUUGACCACCAGUUACGACAAGUGUGACGUCCUCCCAGCCCCAGCUCUCUUUGUGUCUGUUUUCGUUUCUCCUCCCCCGCCCGAGGUGGCCUCGAGACGGCCGCGGAGACAGGUCAUCGUCGCAACGAAAGUCCGAAAGAAUCGUCUGGAAGGAGGGAGGUGUGUGAUUCAGAGCUAACUCCGUAGUCCGGAGGUUUUCCAACCCGGGAGCCAAAUUGUCCUCCUGGCGUGGUGGCCACACAGACAGCAAACAAGGGAGAGAAAGAAACGCAAAAUUAUCUAACUAAAUACACACGCCAGAAGCAGCAGCAGCAACAGCACCAUCGAAUACAUAAUAAGCAAUUUUCGUCGUAAGAAACAGCAGCAGCAGCAACAGAAAUACAAACCCGACGAUGAACAGCUCGACGCUGGGGAUGGGAGAGGGCAGCGGUGGCGACACCGAGUGGUCCACCCUGCACUGCAGCAAGGAUGCACUCACCGACUUUUUCGGAUGGUUCUUGCAGGGAAUACUGGCCACGUUGGCCUUUACCUGUCUGAUUGGCAAGCGCUUCUGCGAGCCCCUGUACAACCGGCGAAGCUGGGAGACGUGGUGGUACGACACCUCCAAGCAGGGGAUCGGUGCUCUCGUGAUUCACAUGACCAACGUGUACCUGGCGCCGCUGUUCCAGGGCGAUCCGUGUACCUGGUAUAUUAUCAACUUUCUACUGGAUUCCACCAUAGGCUUAUUCAUAAUCUACAUUGGAAUUAAAACCUGUCAGUAUUUAGCGCGCAAGAAAAAGUGGGAUGCAAUCAACUUUGGCGAGUACGGAGCACCAAAGUCGUGGCUCUACCAGACCUGGAUCUACGUCGGGUUGAUGGCGAUCGUCAAGCUGAUCACGACGCUGUUCAUCCAGCUCGACAUCUGGGACAACGUGAAAAACUUUGUCCUGUCCCCGUUCAAGGACCCGCGGAUCGAGCUGGCCGUGGUGAUGCUGGUGAUUCCGUUCUUUGUCAACAUUCUGAUCUUUUGGGUCACCGACAACUUCCUGAUGCGGCACACGCGCAAGAAACGCAAUACCGGUUCCGCCCACAGUCACGGCAGGGAGCAUAGUCUGUUGCAAAAAGUAAAAUACAAAAUGAUUCAAAAAACCAAACCUAAUGACUCAGAAUCUGAUACUCUUUUAUCAGGCGAUGAAGAUAUUUUAAAUUUUAAACCGACAAACAGCAGCGCCACCUCGUCGUCGCUGCUGCACGUGUCCUCCACCGGUGGUGCUGGCCACUCGUCAGCAGCGGCGACCAUCCUGGACCACGGCGACAUGGCCAUCAUCCUCACCUCAUCGACGUCACCCUCGCCGAGCAGUAGCAAACACAACAUCCAGCAGCGAACCAGUGUGAUCAACAUUUAACGAAGGGUUUUUUGGCGCGCUUUUUGUCUAGAGAAACCACACCUGAGCAGGUCAAACCGUGAUGAACUGAGGAAACAAUCACGAAUCACACAUUAUCAUUGUUGAAGGAGAAGAAGAAAAAAAAGUGAAAAUGCAAGGCAAUAGAUUAGCUAUGAUUUUGUUUUUUCUUGUUGAAAACUGAUAGUAAACUUUGUGAUAUUUGUGUGUCUAUAACUACAAUAAAAAAACAAAAAAAAAAACAACUAUAUAUUUACAAAACAUUCGGUUGCUACGCGUAGAGGGGAAGAGCCAAAAUCAGCUGCUGCAGCGUAGCGUUGCAAUUGAACUUAAAACCAGUUUUUACACGACGACAACAACGAUGAGACAGACACACGAAGUAACCAAGAGAGAUUGUGAAGCGAAACCGAACCAAGCCCACUUACAAAACUUUAUGCGUCGUCGCGGCGGCGAGACGAAACCCAACCAGGAAGGAAGAAAAUACAACUAUUUUAUAAUAAAAGGCUAAAUUAGGCUAAGUCAAAGCUAUGAGUAAUAUCAACAAGUUGAAGAAGAAAAAAAAAAUCGGCGAAAGGAAGUGCAUUGGUUUUUAUUUUUUAUAUAUACACAAACACACACUACACGAGUAAGCUUAGGAAUUUAUUACCAGCGAGGACGAAGGCGAGUUUUGUAAUAUACAACUACGGAUGAAAAUAAAGGAAUUCCAAUAUGAACUGAGAA
Culex quinquefasciatus (southern house mosquito) is the source of this 2496-nucleotide messenger RNA. Its product is annotated as store-operated calcium entry regulator STIMATE. NCBI's taxonomy places the organism in Eukaryota, Metazoa, Arthropoda, Insecta, Diptera, Culicidae. The record is from RefSeq and is a predicted model, not a curated record. Bases 787 to 1779 code for a protein of 330 amino acids. The transcript is spliced from 6 exons. Gene Ontology annotation, cellular component: membrane.